This is a messenger RNA of Micromonas pusilla CCMP1545, 2664 nucleotides long. RefSeq lists its product as uncharacterized. The record is from RefSeq and is a predicted model, not a curated record. The transcript has a single exon. Bases 1 to 2664 code for a protein of 887 amino acids. Lineage: Eukaryota; Viridiplantae; Chlorophyta; Mamiellophyceae; Mamiellales; Mamiellaceae.
AUGCGCGUCGGCGUUGCCCCGGCCCCCGCCUUGGGGGCCGCGCGGACGAGCCGCGGCGCGUGGGGAGCGUCCACGUCGAAUCGCGGCGGCGGCGGCGCGGAUUCGAACGCGAAGGUCGCGUCGCGCGCGCCGCGGCCGCGACGUCGACGGGCGCGAUUAAUUUCCCACGCGAUACAACGACGCUCUGUCGACGUCGUCGACGACGACGACGACGACGGCGACGACGACGACCGUCCGUCCGCGUUCCUCGCGGACUUAUCCUCCAUCACCCUCGGCGCGUGGAGCUCCGUGGUGACGAAGACGCAGGAGGCGUACCGAUGGGCGUCCGGGGACUCGUUCGACGACGACGACGAGCUGUACAACCAUCGCUACUCGGCGUCGUCGUCGUCGUCGUCGUCGUCGAUCGCGAAGACCGACGCCGGGCAGUGGGGCGACGAGACGUACGCCGACGCCGCGUCGUCCUGGGUCACCGACGACGACGAGGACUACCUCACCCCGGUCGUGGAGACGAUCGCGAAGACGGGCGCCGCCGCCGCCGUCGGCGUCGGCGUCGUCGUCGGCCCCGUCGGCGCGUUCAUCGCGGAUCGACGCGAGAGGGCGGCGGCGGCGGCCGCCGCCGCCGCGGUGCCACCGCCGCUGGACGUCGUGGUCGUAGACAACGCGAUGAAGGCGACGCUGAUGCUGGGCGCGGACGAGAUGCACUUCUUACCGAUACCGGACAGCGGGUGGUCCGUCGCGUUGUCGCGGUAUCGACCUCGACCGUCGUCCGUCGCCGACGGAUCGAGUCGUCGAGGGACGCUCCGAACGACGUCCGUGGCGUCCGCGAUGGACGGCGCGUGGGACGACUCCGACUUCGAGUGCCUCGCCGGCACCGACGAAGACGCGCCGCCGCCGCUGCCGGUCGUGAUGGUCCCCGGGUGCGCGUCGAACGCGUACACGUUCGACGUCGCGCCCGGCUUUUCCCCCGCGCGGUUUCUGUCCCAACGCGGGCACGACGUCUGGAUCGUCGAGUGCCGCGGCGUCGGGUUCUCGCGGCCGUGGAGGAAAGAGAAAGAGUGGACGGACGCGAAGACCGGCGCGCCGAAGCAGCACACGCCGACGUUCGGCGAUUUCGACUUCGACACGUACUUGCGAGAGGACUUGCCCGAGGCGUUCGCUUACGUCGCGGGGACGACCAAGUCGAGGGCGCUCGCCGGCGUGGGGCACUCGAUGGGCGGGAUGCUCCUCGCGUGCCUCGCCGCGGGCGGGGACGCGUUCGGGGGCGAGGGCGAGGGCGAGGGCGACCGCCGCGAGCGUUCAGAUGGCGAUGGAAAGUCGUGGGAGCUCGCGAAAGUCGUCACGAUCGCGUCCUGCCUCGAGUGCUCCACGAGAAGCGCGAAAGGCCCGCAGACUUCGGUGUACGGUAAGCUCGCGUUCAUGGCCGGGAUGGUUCCGGACGCGCUGUACGGCGGCGGCGAUAAGAGCGGUCCGAACGUCCCUCAGCUCCCGCUCGGCCCGCUGAGCGUCGGUCAAGCGUUCGCGCUCGAGUCCGUGUUCGGGUCCCCGGACGACGACGACGGCCCGCUCGACGCGGAGCGGCGGCGGCGAUGGGAGAAAAACGCGGUGAGCCUCACGACGUCGUAUCCGGGCGCGACGUCCCCGGCGUGCGUGAAGCGUCUGCUGUUGAAAGGGUUCGGGAACGUCCCGCUGCGAUUAGUGCUUCAGAUGGCGACGCUGUUCUCCCCGGGCGGGCUCGCGACGCGCGAGGAGACGGUGCGCAUCCGCGAGCGCGAAGUCGCGGAGGCGAAGGCGAAGAGAGCGAGGGCGAAAAAGUGGAGGGAGAAAAAGGCGCGGCUAAGGCGGCGGAGGGAACGCGCCGAGGAUGACGCAUCCGGGGCGUUCGACGUCGUCGCCGCGGACGAAGCGUCGAAGAGGAAGACACCGCUGAGAGACGAGAAGGGCGCGUCCGCGGUCGAGACCGCGGACGCGGCGACGGACGCGAGGACGACGAAGACGCCUCUGAACGCCGAGAAGACCGGUCCAUCGAAGACCGGUCCAUCGCUCGCCGCCAAAACCGCCGCCGCCGCCCCAGCGCAAUUUUACCUCGACGCCGUGCGUCGGACGCGUCCGAACAUGCUCGCGCUCGCGGCGGACUGCGACCCGAUCUUCCCGCCCGUGCAGGUCGCGCACACCGCGCGCGCCGCGGGCGGGGAGUUCAUCGUCUUCGGCGACGGCCCGUCGAAGAAAGCGAUCGAGACGACGACGGACGCGGAGGAGAUUCUCGACUCGAUGCUCGCCGACGGCGGCGAACAUUUUUCGCACUACGAUCUCCUCUGCGGCGUCCGCGCGCCGGAGCUCGUGUACCCGGUCAUCGCGGACUUCCUCGCUCGCGACGACGCGCCCACGGUCGCGGACGCGAUUCAGAGAUGGAAGACCGCGGUCGCGAAGAUCCCUCUGCCGGAGUUUGGCGUGGGAUUCGGCGCGUUCGGCGGGCUCGUCUCCGUCGGCGACGUCUUCGCGAGGAAGAUGUCGUCGGGCGUCGAGACGGCGCGGCGACGGUACCUCGUCUCCCUGAGCGACCUGAGCGAGCUCGAGCACCUGUUCAAGACCGACCGCCCGGGCGGGAAGAAGAAGGAAGAUUCGGACGCGGACGCGGACGCGGACGCUCCUAUUAGUAAACCUUAG